AUGGGCGAUGGCAGUACUCCCAGGCUCGGCAACAUGAAAGCGUUGCUUGGGAUAGUUGCCGGAGCUGGAGCUUCCUACGGGUUAUACAAACUCAUGAGCGGGGGAAGCUUCAAGAGAAACAAGAAAAGUGCUACCACUGAAAGUCCUGGUGUCAGGAGCAGUCAGCCCAUUGAAGUUACCCUACAGCCGGGCAGCCUGCUGGCCAGAGUGUCUGGACUGGAUGUUGUCUGUCCCCGACCAGUGGGUGUUGCAUCAGCUGACAUCAUCCACCAGUCCCCUGGCAACCUCGAUCCACAGCACUUGAAAAUGUUGCUAUCAUGUUUGCAGACCAGCAAUAAUUCACCCGACAGAUGUCGAAUCCUACUUACGUUAGGAAAUUCUGCUGCCUUUACUGUGAAUCAGAAUCUAAUACGGGAAUUUGAAGGCAUUCAUAUCAUAGCUGGUUUCCUCUCUGAUCCUGUGGCAGAGGUUAGAGUGCAGACUCUAAAUGCUUUAAAUAAUCUGUGUAUGAACAUCCAGAACCAGGAACAUAUAAAGGUUUAUGUGCCACAAGUGCUGGAGCUGAUAGAGAUGUCACCAGUGAAUUCUGACCUUCAGCUUGGUGCUCUCAGGCUGCUGACAAACCUUUCAGUCACAGAUAAACAUCAACACUUGCUUAAGGAAUCAGUUACACUUUUACUCUCUCUACUUGUCGUGAGCAUUGAAGCAUUACAGGUUCAGACUUUGAAAGUCCUUGUGAAUUUGUCAUCCAAUCCAGAUAUGAUGGAUGACAUUGUUCAAGCUCAGGCACCAGCUUCUGUUGUGCUGCUGUUUGAUGCACGAACAGCCCCUGCGGUGCUUCUGCGACUGCUGACCUUCGCAGGGAACUUAAAGGCCUGGAGACCCUCGGCCCAGGUGGCUGAUGAACUGAGGCGGAAGCAGGAUUGCCUUUUCCGGGUUAUGUUAGAUGAGUCUUCCCAGCUCCACAGCAGACUGGUGCAGCUGCUUUCACACCCUGAUGGGGAGAUUCAGUCCCAGGUGGCCCGCAUCUUGACAUAGACCUCCUUGAUCUUGAUCCAUGCACAGCUUUUGCUUCCACACAUUUUGCCAAAGCCACCAACCCAUCACCCUUCAAGUUCAAUUGUAAAUCUGUGGCUGCUCAGAUUACACUCUUGCACUCUCUAUAUCUACAGUGUUCACUAGAUAGUAUCAUUAACAUACAUAAGUAAAUUACCUAUUCCACCUCACCAGCCACUCUUUCCUGAUUUCCACUUUCUUACACUACAAUGAAUUGAUAAGCACCAAGGAAGCAGGAAGAAACCAUUCAUU
Messenger RNA from Sander lucioperca (pikeperch), 1308 nucleotides. RefSeq names its product armadillo repeat containing 10 (gene armc10). The transcript is spliced from 6 exons. The coding region runs from base 1 to 1038 and encodes 345 amino acids. The record is from RefSeq and is a predicted model, not a curated record. Lineage: Eukaryota; Metazoa; Chordata; Actinopteri; Perciformes; Percidae. Gene Ontology annotation, cellular component: mitochondrion.